UAUAAUUAUUUUAAAUAAGAUUCAGAUCAGAUAAGAUAAAAAGAUUAAAAUACAUAUCAGAUCUAAAAUUUCAAAUCAGAUUAGAUAAAAAAGAUUUGGAUCAGAUCAGAAAGAUUCAGUUCAAAUCAAAUUAAAUGAAAAAAGAUUCAGAUCAUAUCAAGUAUUAAAAAAUUCACACCAGAAAUUUUAAAAUUAGGCGAAUCAAACCGAUUCUAAGUUAGUUGAUUUAAGAGCCUGUUUAGUGACCAAUUUUUUCAGCUUAUCAGGCUUAUCAGACGGCUUUUUCACCAAACACGUAAUUUUUAAUUUCGCGCGCUAAUUUGUUUUAUAGCAGAUAUAAAUAAAGAUGAUGCUAAAUCAAAUUGCACGAUUUUCCAGCCAUGUUAAGGAUUUCUAAAUGUUUGGGUAAUUCCAAGUACUACAAAUAUUAGCAGAUAGAGUAGGAUCCGAUAAAAAAAAGUGAACAUCCAUUUUUAAUAUUUGUGUAUGCUUCUGAAUACUGAGAGUCUGAGACAAUCGUUGUUAAGUGUAAAAAAAACUUUUCCUAGCUAACUCUCUAGAGUCUUCCUCUAGAGUCAUAGCUAGGAAAGUAGUUGAGGCAACUUAAUUAUUAUUGCCUCUAAAAGACCUUUUAGCAUUAGAUAAACUAUAUAUAGUUGCCUCUAAUUGGGUAAGCUCUAAAUUACUUAUGAGUAUUGUCAUUCAAGUUAAUUUUUAUAUUUUUGUUGCUAAUAAUAAGUUUUUGCAAGGACAAAUUUGAUAUUGGACUUGACGAUGCUGAAGAUGAAGAACACUAUGAAAUGAUACUAGAAAAGAGAAAAAAAACAUUGAUGAGAUCUUUGAAUAAGAAGUACCGAAACUACAGAGCAAGAUUAAAAAGGAUGUAUUAUGAUACAGAAGAUACAGAUGCAGAACGAUUGAAGGAAAAAAAUAAGCCACCAUGUGUUGACAAAAAAGAUUGGAAAUGGCUUGUUGAGUAUUUUGGAUCUCCAAAUUUUCAGAAGAAGAGUAAACGAAAUACGAACAAUCGCUCAUGCCAACUUGCUGGACACACUGCCGGUACAAAGAGUUUUGCUCAAGUUGUUCAAGAAAUGCUUGAAAAAAAUCAAGUAAUGCCCAGCAUGCUAGAAGCGUACGAGGCAACUCAUACUAAAAGUGACAACACACCUGUGAAUGAUUCUGCCAAAGCAACUAUGUCAAAAAUGAAAGAGCUUCUGGAGCAACGUGCAGCGGGAGAAAUCAAUAUGACUGAUGAGGAAAUCUAUGCAAAAGUUAAACCCACAAAUAAUCGUGGACGAGAUCGUGGCACGGGAGUAAGUCCCUCCAUUACAUCAUUGUAUGGGUCAUAUAGUGAAGGUGAAAAGUUGCGUAAGGAAGCUGAAGAGGCCAAGAAGGAAGCUACAGAGGCUAAGAAAGAAGCAUACGAGGCCAAUGAAAAAAAUAAAGUGUUGACCGAAGAGGUGAAAAAUAUGAGAAGUUGUAUGGAGAAGUUCUUGAACAUGGUGGGAUAUGAUUUUUCAGAAUUAAUAAAUAAUGAGGCGGACCAGGAUGACACUGAAGUGGAGACGGAUGAGGAAGAUGAUUGAAUUCUCCAAAGUGAAUUUGUUCUCGCAUUUAAUUAUAAGUCGCUCAAUCAUAGUGCUUAGUAGGCCUGGUAGUUUCAUACUAUUUAGAUUUUUUCAUAGGUCUUUUGUUGUUGAGUAGUUCAAAAAGAG
This is a messenger RNA of Cuscuta epithymum, 1715 nucleotides long. The record is from the annotation of a GenBank genome assembly. Lineage: Eukaryota; Viridiplantae; Streptophyta; Magnoliopsida; Solanales; Convolvulaceae.